Molecule: messenger RNA, 1507 nt
Organism: Dimorphilus gyrociliatus
Lineage: Eukaryota; Metazoa; Annelida; Polychaeta; Dinophilidae
Source: the annotation of a GenBank genome assembly
UAUGUCAUCUACUUCAAGUCAACAACACUCUAGAUCAUCUCUAAGUUCAAUUUUCUCCAAGCAAAGUUCAAUCACGACUGACGAUGGUGCAGCUUUUGGAGCUUGGGCUCAACAUAAUUACUACGAUUUACCAGAAGAGCCUAUUAAUUUUCCCAUGUCAAAUAGACCACCAAGAAAGGAAUCAUCAUCAUCAGUCUCUUCAAGCAGUCUGUCAAGCACUGAACAAUUUGACAAUGCUUAUUCAAGAAGAAGGGAAUGUUUUGAAGAGAAAUCAAGUUUCGAAUCAAGUUUAUCGUCGACAUCAAAUUUUGCCAUUCCAGCAGAGGAUGUCCUGAUGAAUUUGGGUUUCGGGUCAACGCCUAAUAUUUUACCCGAAAGAUUCGCGAAAGAAUGGUAUGAAAAGAUGAUGAAAACCCGUAUGAGGAAGUUAGAGGAAGCCAAAAGGCGAAGAGGUCAGUACGCUAACCAGAAACAAAAAUCUUUGCCAGUUCACGAAGAAGAGGAUGAAAAAAAGGAACUGGAAACUAUUCCAAAAGUCUCGAAAAUCGAGAAAAUUUUAGAAGAAAAAGAAGUGGAAACCAAAGUUGAUGAUGGUAAAAAAUUAGUAUCUCUUCCAUCAAUUGUUGUCAAUGAGAAACCUACAAUUGUUCAACAAUCAAGUUCAUCACUGGAGGUUGCCGAAAUUUUUCGUUCAGACGACAAACAACCCCCGUCUAGACGUUUAUCAAUAAGAAGUAAUGAAGACCGACUAUGCCCUCCUUCUCCGUCCGCUUACGGUUUGUCACCAAAUGCCUUGUCACCGGUUACAGUCAUUGAAAUGGACCAGUUGGACAAUAUAAAUGACACAGAACAACCUGGGGAAUUAUCGGCCAUAAGCGAAGAGGAAUUAAUUUAUACAAUAACAAGUCAAAUCACUAAUCAAAAAGAGAAUAUAGCAGAGAGACGAUCUGCUUUUACCUCUACCAACUCUGCAGACCCAGAAGGCAAAAUAGAAACAAAUCUAAUAAUGUUUACUCAGGAUGUUGCAAUCCAAGAGGAUGAUGGAAGAAUUUCUCCAAUUAUAAUGAGACCAACACCAUAUUUUGAGGAAGACGAUCAAUUCUGUAUUGUUAUGGACAAGUCUACACAAACAGUGAUGCCUUCCAAUGAAUGUAAAGAGGUACAAACGAACAAGGUUCAUAAAUUAUGUAUAGGAACCCAAACGGCUCAUAACUGGCAAAAUGGUGAGGACAAUAGUGCUGAAUUUGAGUCUUUCGUUAUACUUUCAUCAGUAGCAGUUCAAACGGAGGAAACUCUUACACGAUACAAAUCCUCUAAGAGUUUAAGACAAUUUAAUCAUACAUUAGAUAGAUUAGCCGACAAAGCAAGAUCCAUAAAUGAGCAAAAAAUUGAUGUUUCAGCAGUAAAAACACAAUGGUGGUUUGAUCAACUAUUGUCGCCGAGUAUUGAAAGGAAAACGUUAAGUGAAUACUUAACAAAUGAAAAAGAAGAUGUUGUAUCCAGCUAA